CCAGCAAGCUAGACAACUUUAGGCAGUUAGCAUGGGUGCUUGAUUGCGGUUGUGAGGUCAAAACUCUCGGAUCAAUCCCAAUUCUCCGCAGAGCGUCCAGUGUGCUCUGAAAAUACGAACAGACAUUUUAACAGCGCACUGAAUUUACGCACUCUGACACACUGGAGACAAUUUACGAACGCGCCCGAAAUCGCCUCAAUUGGGAUGAACCUCAUCGUAGCUAGACAACAAGCCGAACAGGAGGUAGCUACGGCAGGGGGUUCACAAAAACACCAGACGAACACCUAGCUAAUGGGAAUAGUACUGCUCUUGGUGACAGCCUUUCAUGUGUCUUUGUCACCCUGUGCCUUUCUGUUGAUAAAGGACAGUGGGACCAAGAGAUGUCUGCGCCGGGUUUUACGAGCCUGAAAACCUCUCUCGGUCACAGCUUGAAUUCAACGCCGAAUGGUGGAGCAGCACCCCCCUAUCAGAAUGGUCCAGGGGGGCAGACUUACCCAUCCACAUAUCCUUUGACGGGGUACUAUGGAGCCGGGCCUCAACAGCAGGGCAACCCAACCAUUCCAGGCCAGUGUGCCCCUGCCCCCCCAAAAGCUCCAAUCACGAACAUUGAUCACAGUGCUUACUGCCACCAGCAGCCGCUGCAGCCCACUGCUGCACCUACUGUAGCCCCCUCUGCAUACGGAGCAACCCAAGGCUCUCACCCUCCCUCUCUGCCCUAUGGCACCCCCACCACUCUUCCCACUUCCGCUACCCCUCCAAACUCCCAACAUGCACCUUCAUUCCAACAACCAGCCCCAUACGCACAGACUGGGGCCUACUAUGGACAGCAGCAGUACCCUACCUCCCAAACGCAACACCACCCCCAGCAGCCAAACUUGGUUUUGGCACCCCCCACCAGCCCAGGUGCUCCCCUGUAUCCCAUUGUCUCGUACCCCUCUGUUCCGGGAAGCAGCCAGUACGGUACAUUGCGUUCCUCCCAGGCUCCCACCGGCCCAGCAGCUGUUCCCAACCUGAUGGGCGCUCCCCUCCACCAGUACGCCCCAGGAAAUGACACCAGUCACCCAGCAUCUACUGCAGCGGUUCCCCCUGGGUAUAGCAUGGCUCCACCCGGCCAACCAGCCACAGUCAACGGCCAGGGUAAUGCAGACCCAGUCCUCCAGCAUUAUGACCAAAGUCACCAGGCACCCAUGACACAUGACCACUACAGAGGAGGAGUCAAACACAACACUGGGGGUGCUGACAGGGACAUGCCACCUUUAGGAAUCCCAUCCACUUCAGUUAAUUCCUCCCCAGGGCAUCAGCAAGGCAUGCACUACGGAUAUUUAGCCAAUAGUGGCGCUAGCUCUGCCAACGCCGCCGCCAACGUUGCCCCCUCGUCAUCCAGCUCUGAUGAGGAGGAGGAGGAGGAUGAGGAAGCAGGCGGGGAUAGUUCCUCAACCACCACCGGCAGUGCGUCCCCGGUGCCCAACAGCUACGACUCCCUGGAAGGCGGCAGCUACCCAGAGUUCUCCAAUCCACCAUCUGCCGACAUGCCCAAUCAGCCAGUAUAUCAGCAGAGGCCGGUCUCCAGGACAGACUCCUCCCCCUCACACGGCGGGUACAACCAAACUGGCUAUCAGCAUUUGCCACAGCCCUUCCCUAACAUGUCCCAGCUGUCUGCGGCCCUCGGGGGACUGAGCGGUGUACCAGAGCUGGAGGUGGAGGCGCUGCGGCCGGUCAACCUGCUGCAGGAGAGGAACCUGCUGCCCCACCAGCCCCUGGAUGCCCCAGAACCCAACCUCAGCGCUGACCUAAAGAAGGCCAACUGCAGCCCGGACACGUUCAGGUGUACCCUGACCAACAUCCCCCAGACCCAGGCCCUGCUGAAUAAAGCCCGGCUUCCCCUAGGCCUGCUCCUGCACCCCUUCAGAGACCUCGCACAACUCCCAGUGAUCACGUCCAACACCAUAGUGAGAUGUCGCUCCUGUCGCACCUACAUUAACCCCUUCGUCUCCUUCCUGGAUCAGAGGAGAUGGAAAUGCAAUCUCUGUUACAGGGUCAACGAUGUUCCUGAUGAGUUUAUGUAUAACCCAGUGACCCGCUCGUAUGGAGAGCCCCACAAGAGGCCAGAGGUACAGAACUCCACUGUGGAGUUCAUAGCCUCUUCAGAUUACAUGCUGCGUCCCCCUCAGCCUGCAGUGUACCUGUUUGUGCUGGAUGUGUCUCACAACGCGGUGGAGGGAGGCUACCUGAACGUCUUCUGUCACACCCUACUGGAAAACCUGGACAAGAUGCCUGGGGACACGCGCACCCGAGUUGGCUUCAUCACCUUCAACAGCACCAUCCACUUCUACAACCUCCACGAGAGCCUCUCACAGCCCCAGAUGUUGGUGGUCUCCGACAUCGACGAUAUCUUCAUUCCAACCCACGACAGUCUCCUGGUGAACCUGAAGGAAAGCAGAGCGCUGGUGAGGGUACUGUUGACCUCCCUACACAGCAUGUUUAGCCAGACCAGGGAGACCCACAGUGCCCUGGGCCCGGCACUGCAGGCUGCCUACAAACUCACGUCCCCCACGGGGGGGCGCGUCUCCGUGUUCCAGACCCAGCUACCCACGCUGGGCCCAGGCCUGUUACAGUCCCGGGAGGACCCCAACCAGAGGUCCAGUACCAAGGGGGUCCAACACCUGGGCCCAGCCACAGACUUCUACAAGAAGCUGGCCCUGGACUGUUCUGGCCAACAGAUAGGAGUGGACCUGUUCCUCCUCAGCUCCCAGUACUCUGACCUGGCCUCACUAGCCUGUAUGUCUAAGUUCUCAGCGGGCAGUAUCUUCUACUACCCCUCGUUGCACCACGUUCACAACCCGGCCCAGCUGGACAAGUUCCAGAAGGAUCUGGAGCGCUACCUCACCAGGAAGAUCGGCUUCGAGGCCGUUAUGAGGAUACGCUGCACCAAAGGCUUGUCCAUCCACACGUUCCACGGGAACUUCUUUGUACGCUCGACGGACCUGCUGUCCCUGGCCAACAUCAACCCAGACUCAGGCUUCGCCGUGCAGAUGUCUAUAGAGGAGAGCCUGGCCGACACCUCACUGGCCUGCUUCCAGUCUGCGCUGCUGUACACCUCCAGCAAAGGGAAGAGGCGGAUCAGGGUCCAUACUCUGUGUCUGCCAGUGGUGAGCCAGCUUAGUGAUGUAUAUGCCGGGGCUGACGUUCAGGCCAUCACCUGCCUCCUAGCCAACAUGGCCAUUGACCGGUCGAUAUCGUCAAGCCUGUCGGAUGCCCGGGAUGCCCUGGUGAAUGCGGUGGUGGACUCUCUGAGCGCAUACAAGAACACUGUAUCUAAUAUCCAGCAGUCUGGUCUUAUCGCCCCUGCAGCCCUGUGUCUCUUCCCCCUCUACGUGCUGGCACUACUCAAACAGAAAGCACUGCGCAUGGGGACCAGCACCAAGCUUGACGAGCGUGUCUUCGCCAUGUGUGAGUUCAAGAGCCAGCCGCUGCAACAGAUCAUGCGUGCGGUCCACCCCGACCUCUACCGCCUGGACACCAUGUCAGACCAGGGGGCUCUCCACCUGAACGACUGCAUAGUGCCCCAGCCUCAUCUGCUGCACCUCACGGCUGAGAAGCUGACCAGAGAAGGAGCGUUCCUCAUGGACUGUGGCAGCGUCUUUUACUUGUGGAUUGGGAAAUGCUGUAAUGAUGUGUUCAUUCGGGACAUGUUGGGAUGCCCAAACCAUGCUUCUAUACCCCCUAGCAUGACCCAAAUUCCUGAGCUGGAAACCCCUCUGUCUGAACGACUCCGUGCACUCCUCGCCUGGCUACAGGACUCGAGACCCUUCAGCUCAACUCUUCACGUCGUGAAGCUGCUGUGAGGAUCUGUUUCCUACCAAUGUCUAAGGACCAUAGGACAUUUCUUCACACCAAAAGGAAGUCUUAUGAACUCGAAGAGGCCGUUUUUGAGAAUUGUUUUAUUCCCGAAAGAAAGUCUUACAAAUUCAAAGAAGCUUUUAGAGCAUCAAAGGAAUUUCAAUAGACUGUACAUUUAUUCAGACUAUGCUCUCAUUCCUAUUUCACAUGCUCAUCCAUUUCAUUACUUCUCCCUAUAGGGAUGAUGCUACAGCGAAGACCAGCUUUUUCCAGCACUUGGUAGAGGACCGGUCGGAUUCGGCCCUCUCCUACUACGAGUUCCUGCUCCACAUUCAGCAACAGAUGUCCAAGUAGGACACAUUGAGCAGAAGGUCCCUUGAAUGUGGCACAUGACAAACUGAAAGCUCCCUCAGACUGACUGUAGUGAGGUAGUAGGACCACCGAUGGAGAACGCCACCACCCCAACCCCACCGAACCCCUAGCUCUCUGGUCAACCGUGGCCUAUGACUGUGGGAGGGGGAGGCUGGUGGAAUGACCAAAGUGAAGAUGACUUGGCGUUUUGGACUCACAGAGCAAGUUGUGCACUCUGAACAAGCUGCUGCUUCAACCAGCUCGAUGGCUUGAACCCUUCCCCCUGUCGUCUCUCAGCCGCUUUCGUAGCUCCACGUGGCAUCUCUCCCAAGAGAAAGCAAGGAGAGGCUGCUACUUCAUCUGAUUAAGUUGACUCUUCUCCGACACUCCCCCGCACGUUUUGGUAUCAUAGUUUAUCAUACAUCCUCCCCAUCCUUGUUCCAUUUUCUCUUAUUUUCAAACACAUUGACAUAAUAGUACAGCAUCCCCUCUGGUGGUUUGGAGCUGCAUCUUUCACCAUUGUGUUUGCUGCUGCUAGUCGGGUGAUUGGCUACCCUCUGCUUAACAGGAUGCUAGUCAAGUGUUUGAAGAUCCUGCCCCCACCCCCUGCUGUUCAAACCCUGUGUUGUCUAGAUUAAUCUGAAACCCCUGAACUUCCCCCUUCUUGUUUUUUGAGCCGCUACCAGAAGUUGCUGUCCACUUUGUAACUAUUGAAAAUAAUAUUUUAUGUGCGAUAAUUUAUGACGAGCUUAUUAAAUAAAAUGAAACAGUA
Messenger RNA from Oncorhynchus kisutch (coho salmon), 4963 nucleotides. RefSeq names its product protein transport protein Sec24B-like. Gene Ontology annotation, biological process: intracellular protein transport; endoplasmic reticulum to Golgi vesicle-mediated transport; COPII-coated vesicle cargo loading. Lineage: Eukaryota; Metazoa; Chordata; Actinopteri; Salmoniformes; Salmonidae. The coding region runs from base 381 to 3845 and encodes 1154 amino acids. Gene Ontology annotation, molecular function: zinc ion binding; SNARE binding. The transcript is spliced from 24 exons. Gene Ontology annotation, cellular component: COPII vesicle coat; endoplasmic reticulum exit site. The record is from RefSeq and is a predicted model, not a curated record.